This is a messenger RNA of Cucurbita pepo subsp. pepo (vegetable marrow), 505 nucleotides long. NCBI's taxonomy places the organism in Eukaryota, Viridiplantae, Streptophyta, Magnoliopsida, Cucurbitales, Cucurbitaceae. The record is from RefSeq and is a predicted model, not a curated record.
CCAGUUAUGUGGUGAUUGUGUGCUUGUUUUCGACUAUUUUAAUGAAGUUCUUGAGGAUGUUUUCCAGUGUUAUAUUAGAUGCUCCCCAUGGCUAUCAUCUUAUAAGGCACACAUCCAGGCACCCAAUAAGGAGAACGCUCUGUAUCAUGAGGUUAUGCAACAUAUGGACUGGCCACUCCUGCAGCAGCAACCUCCACAAACGCUUGAUCAUCUUUGUUUGAGAGACUUGAGAUGUAGAACAUGGAUGAAUUAUCCAACAGAAACUGAAGAGAUUGUUACCAUUAUAGCGGAAUCUGUUCUAAGAGAAUUAGUCAUUGAAAGUGUUGUUUAUCUUGGUUUGUGAAGCUUUCCUUUAUCAUGAUAUCGUGAGCCAGAGUUCAUGUGUAGAAUCAGCAGUCUAUUUGAAUAGGAUGUUGUGUAACUCCUUUGGAUCAAUAUGUUACUAAACCUUUCUCUGAUGCCUUACUUUCUGUGCCAUCAAAUUCUAACACAAACGUUCACUGUC